AAAAAAUACUCGAAAUGAAAUCAGCUUUGGCAAGUUUGGGGAUAACCCUUCAGUUUUUGGUAUUAGCUUCAUCUGUCCAUGGUCUGCUGGGCCCUCAAGUCACGUUGUCCGACGGAGACACCAUCACCGGUAACUACGUAGCUCUUAGUAACCUUGAAUCCUACUUGGGUAUUCCUUAUGCCGCUCCUCCCAUCGGAUCCUUGAGGUUUAAGCCUCCUCAACCAUUCGCCGAGAGCUUGAACGGUUUCCAGGCUCUGGCCUACGGUUCGUCGUGCCCUCAAAUGAACAUGGAAGCGGGAUUCGUCAAUUCCUUGCCAAAGGAGGCUUUGGGUUUGGUGAUGCAAAGUCCGUUGUUCAAUGCAAUCAUCCCUCAAUCCGAGGACUGCUUGACCCUCAAUGUGUACAGAAAGAGAGGUCUCUCUUCUACUGCCAAGUUGCCAGUUAUGUUUUGGAUUUAUGGUGGUGGGUUCGAAGUCGGUGGUACUAAUUACUACUUACCGCAACAGUUGAUGGCGCAGGGGGCUCUCCAGGGUCAGGACUUCAUCUAUGUCUCUGUUAACUACAGACUCGGUGCCUUUGGAUUCUUGGGAGGACUGGAGAUCAAGGCUGAAGGCAGUGGUAACGCAGGAUUUUUGGAUCAGAGACUUGGUUUACAAUGGGUUGCCGACAACAUUGCUUCGUUUGGUGGUGACCCAAGCAAGGUUACCAUCUUUGGAGAAUCGGCUGGUUCGAUGUCGGUGGCCCACCACCUUAUUGCGAACAAUGGUGACAACACCUACAAGGGCAAGCCAUUGUUUAGAGCUGCUAUCAUGCAGUCCGGGUCUGUUCUUCCAUCUGAUGACAUUGAUUCGGCAUAUCCACAGCUCAUCUUCGACACCGUUGCCGAUGCUGCUGGUUGCGGUGCCUCUUCCGACAAGUUGGAGUGUUUAAGAAAUGUUCCAUACGAGACAAUGGCAGCUGCAAGUAACUCUGUUCCUGGUGUGCUCGGUUAUGGGUCCUUGAAGUUUUCCUACAUGCCAAGACCUGAUGGUGGCCUUAUUCCUUACCUGCCAAUGCAGAUGGUUGUUGAUGGAAAGUACGCGAGGGUUCCAUAUAUUAUUGGGGAUCAAAAUGAUGAAGGGCCUCUUUUCACUUUCGGUAGCUUGAACGUGACCACAGAGGCUGAGGUGAGAACGUAUGUUGACUAUUUGUUCCCCGAAUUUUCUUCCUCUCAAUUAGAUCAGUUGUUGACUUUGUACCCACUGGAUAUCACCCAGGGUUCUCCGUUCGGAUCUGGUGUCUUAAAUGCGUUAACGCCUCAGUACAAGAGACUUUCAUCUUUAAUUGGUGAUAUCUUUUUCCAAGCUCCAAGAAGAUUUAUGUUAAACGGCACCCCAGACGUCACCAGAUACACCUAUAACUCCCAGCAAUUAACGGGUACCCCAGUUGUUGGUACGUUCCACGCCAAUGAUAUCAUCUGGCAAUAUUUCGUCACUGGUUCUGGGUCACUGAUUUACCGUAAUGCGUUCAUUUCGUUUGCCAAUAACUUGAAUCCUAACGGCGGUGGAAUUUAUACCUUGACCAAUUGGCCACAGUACCAGAACACCAAUGCUCUUGCCAACAACAUGAUGUAUAUCAAUGCCGUGGGUCUUUUCACCGGAAAAGAUAACUACAGACAGGCGGCAAUAAGCUUCCUCAACGCUAACUACCAAGCUCUUUAUUUUUAACCAAUACUGAUCAAGGGGUCCUUUCGAUUAAAUAGCUAUGUACUUUAAGAUUAGUAAGA
Messenger RNA from Babjeviella inositovora NRRL Y-12698, 1765 nucleotides. RefSeq lists its product as uncharacterized. The coding region runs from base 15 to 1706 and encodes 563 amino acids. Lineage: Eukaryota; Fungi; Ascomycota; Pichiomycetes; Serinales. The record is from RefSeq and is a predicted model, not a curated record. The transcript has a single exon.